Molecule: messenger RNA, 762 nt
Organism: Patiria miniata (bat star)
Lineage: Eukaryota; Metazoa; Echinodermata; Asteroidea; Valvatida; Asterinidae
Product: disintegrin and metalloproteinase domain-containing protein 28-like
Exons: 4
Coding region: 40-762 (240 amino acids)
Source: RefSeq, a predicted model, not a curated record
GACCCAAAUUCGUCAUUCCUACGACUCAACAGCUGCAGAAUGAUGCUGAAGAUUGUCGUGCUUGCCGUGCUGGCCUACACGGCUUACUCCAAGCCAGGGGUUCGUAACAAAGAUCUUGAAUUUGCAACGGAGGAGCUUUUUCGCUACUUCGGUGUUGAAAGCCACGAAAAAGCCCCGGAAUAUGAGAUUGUGUACCCACUCGUAGUCGAAGCUGAAGGCAAGAGGAGUGUUGGCAAGGGAGCCACUGCCGCCUCAUUCUUAGAACUGGAAGUCGAAGCCUUUGGAGAGACGCUUAACCUCAUCGUAGACCACGACGACAGUAAUUAUGCCCCUGGACUCAAGGUUGAGAUCUACACAGAUGAAGGCAUCCAGAAAGUGCCACUUCGGACUGACUGCGUCUACACAGGGAAGGUAGCCGGUGAAAAGGACUCUCUUGCAUCCGUAACCGUUUGUGACGGCUUGAUGGCGGUCAUAUUUCGCAACCAUGGCCGUGGUGAGCUUUACAUCGAGCCACUAGAUGACGAGGAUGCCGUCAAGCGAGAUGUUGGUCGCGGUCACCCGCACGUUGCCUAUAGGAACAGACCAGUGGAAAGAGGGGCAUUCUGCGAGACAGAACGUAAUAUAAUUUAUUUGAUUUUGUUUUUAUUGAUCACACUUUUAAAACAAAUUCCGCAUGUAAGUCAAAACAAUAAAGAACUCACAUUUCUGACGCAGAUCAUUCAUUCUGAAGCUGAAAACUGGAAUGCUCAACUAAAGUUGUAA